GGUGGAAGCCUGUCUGGCUCCUUUCCCUCAAAGGUCAGACAGCUUGAGAGAUGUUUCCAUCCUCCCAUGCAUGACCCUGAGGCAGUUAGCUGGUCAGUUACUCACUGUGCUCUCUGCCAACUCUAAUGAGCCAGGAAGCCUCCCCAUGCCCAGGCGUGCUGUGAUCACAGUGUUCAAUGAUGGGGUGAGGCUGCAGCGUCCAGCCAGGGGCUGUGCCACAGGGGCCAGAAGAUAUCUGACCUACUGUCACUGCCUCUUCCACUCUGUUCCACCUGCACUGGGGCAAUGCCAUCCGAUGAACAGAUCCAUUUAUUAAUUCAACACGUUUGUAUUGAGAGCCUGCUGGGUGCCGGGCACUAUUGUUGACAUGGGUGAUACAGCAGCAAGCAAAACAAGAGAAACAUCUUUGCAAGCAGGGGAGGGGACCUGCAGUGUUGGGUGUGUGGAGUUGUUGCUGGGAAGUAGAGAAGCUGAGUAAAGAGCUGGAUGGAGAGAGAUAGCCAGGCCCAUGUCUACAGAAAAGCAUUCUAGACUGAGUGAGCAGAAAUGGCAAAGGCCCAGAGGAGGGAGCAUGCCUAGCUAGCCCCCUAGACCUGGUGAGGCUGGUGUGGGUUGGGCAGUGGUACAGUUUGGCUGUGUCCCCACCCAAAUCUCAUAUUGAAUUGUAGCUCCCAUAAUUCCCAUGUGUCAUGGGAGAGACCUGGUGGGAGAUAAUUGAAUCAUGGUGGUGUUCUCCCCCAAGUUGUUCUCCUGGUAGUAAGUGUCAGGUGAGCUGAUGGUUUUGAGGGGUUUCCCUUUUCACGUGGCUCUCCUUCUCUCUUGCCUGCUGCCAUGUAUGAUGUACUUUUUUUCUUCUGCCAUGAUCGUGAGGCCUCCCCAGCCACGUGGAACUGUGGCCCGAGGCAGCCGGGAUGACAGCUCUCCCCAGGAAUCCUGCUGCCUGCUGAGAAACAUGGUCAGCAAGUCCCGCUGGAAGCUCCUGGCCAUGUUGGCUCUGGUCCUGGUCAUCAUGGUGUGGUAUUCCAUCUCCCGGGAAGACAGGUACAUCGAGCUUUUUUAUUUUCCCAUCCCAGAGAAGAAGGAGCCGUGCCUCCAGGGCGAGGCAGAGAGCAAGGCCUCUAAGCUCUUUGGCAACUACUCCCGGGAUCAGCCCAUCUUCCUGCGGCUUGAGGAUUAUUUCUGGGUCAAGACGCCAUCUGCUUACGAGCUGCCCUAUGGGACCAAGGGGAGUGAGGAUCUGCUCCUCCGGGUGCUAGCCAUCACCAGCUCCUCCAUCCCCAAGAACAUCCAGAGCCUCAGGUGCCGCCGCUGUGUGGUCGUGGGGAACGGGCACCGGCUGCGGAACAGCUCGCUGGGAGAUGCCAUCAACAAGUACGAUGUGGUCAUCAGAUUGAACAAUGCCCCAGUGGCUGGCUAUGAGGGUGACGUGGGCUCCAAGACCACCAUGCGUCUCUUCUACCCUGAAUCUGCCCACUUCGACCCCAAAGUAGAAAACAACCCAGACACACUCCUCGUCCUGGUAGCUUUCAAGGCAAUGGACUUCCACUGGAUUGAGACCAUCCUGAGUGAUAAGAAGCGGGUGCGAAAGGGUUUCUGGAAACAGCCUCCCCUCAUCUGGGAUGUCAACCCUAAACAGAUUCGGAUUCUCAACCCCUUCUUCAUGGAGAUUGCAGCUGACAAACUGCUGAGCCUGCCAAUGCAACAGCCACGGAAGAUUAAGCAGAAGCCCACCACGGGCCUGUUGGCCAUCACGCUGGCCCUCCACCUCUGUGACUUGGUGCACAUUGCCGGCUUUGGCUACCCAGACGCCUACAACAAGAAGCAGACCAUUCACUACUAUGAGCAGAUCACGCUCAAGUCCAUGGCGGGGUCAGGCCAUAAUGUCUCCCAAGAGGCCCUGGCCAUUAAGCGGAUGCUGGAGAUGGGAGCUGUCAAGAACCUCACGUCCUUCUGACCUGGGCAAGAGCUGUAGCCUGUCGGUUGCCUACUCUGCUGUCUGGGUGACCCCCAUCCGUGGCUGUGGGGGUGGCUGGUGCCAGUAUGACCCACUUGGACUCACCCCCUCUUGGGGAGGGAGUUCUGGGCCUGGCCAGGUCUGAGAUGAGGCCAUGCCCCUGGCUGCUCUUAUGGAGCCGAGAUCCAGUCAGGGUGGGGGCGCUGGAGCCGUGGGAGCCCGGCCAGGGCAGGGGGCUCGUUGCUGUGGCACCCCCUCUCUGCCAGCACCAAGAGAUUAUUUAAUGGGCUAUUUAAUUAAGGGGUAGGAAGGUGCUGUGGGCUGGUCCCACACAUCCAGGAAAGAGGCCAGUAGAGAAUUCUGCCCACUUUUUAUAAAAACUUACAGUGAUGGCCCCACCAAGGCCUAGACACGGCACUGGCCUCCCAGGAGGGCAGGGGCAUUGGGAAUGGGUGGGUGCCCUCCAGAGAGGGGCUGCUACCUCCCAGCAGGCAUGGGAAGAGCACUGGUGUGGGGGUUCCACCGAGAAGGGGACCUCAUCUAGAAAAGAGGUUACAAACCUACCAUUAAACUAUUUUUCCUAAAACGGAA
Messenger RNA from Gorilla gorilla gorilla (western lowland gorilla), 2545 nucleotides. It is a transcript of the gene ST3GAL4, whose product is annotated as ST3 beta-galactoside alpha-2,3-sialyltransferase 4. NCBI's taxonomy places the organism in Eukaryota, Metazoa, Chordata, Mammalia, Primates, Hominidae. Gene Ontology annotation, biological process: glycolipid biosynthetic process. Gene Ontology annotation, molecular function: beta-D-galactosyl-(1->3)-N-acetyl-beta-D-galactosaminide alpha-2,3- sialyltransferase activity; beta-galactoside (CMP) alpha-2,3-sialyltransferase activity. The record is from RefSeq and is a predicted model, not a curated record. The coding region runs from base 776 to 1954 and encodes 392 amino acids. The transcript has 11 exons.